UUUUCAAUGACUUGUAAGGGGUAUGAUUUGGUAUUAUGUGGAAAUUAGAAGCAAAAAUUCUAAUUACAUUAAAAUUUAAAAAAAAAAACAAAAAGAAAAAAAAAAAGCGAAAAAACUAUGUGAAUUCUCCUCCCCACCUUCUUCUUCACAGACAGCAAGCUUUGCUGGAGCUUUAAACGCCGGCGCCGGCCUCAACCACCUUCUCUUCUCUCCAUUCUCACUUACGUUUCCCUCACUGUGACGUAUCACAUCACCAUGCUCUGCUAUUCUUCUUCUUCUUCUUCUUCUUCUUCUUCUCUUCACCAUGGUAACAACAACAACCACCUUCGUUUACCCACUGAACAACAUCUUCAUCUUCUCCAAAGCUUCAAUUCACCAUUUGAGCUCAAACAACUCCACACCCACUUCAUCAAAACCUCUCUUCCUCUCUCACUCCUCCCUCUAACCCAGGUCGCUUCAGUCUGUGCUCUUACACCCAAUUUCACUUACGCUCAGAAAAUCUUCCAACGAGUGAAAACCCCAGAAAUCUUUACAUGGAAUUCUUGCUUGAAAGCUUUCGCCGAAGGCGAAUCCCCAAACGACGCCGUUUUGCUCUUUUACCAGAUUAUAAAGUUCGGUCUUUUACCUGAUAGUUUCACUCUGUCUUUCGUUCUUAAGGCUUGUUUGCGUUUAUUGGAUGUUGAGAACGGUAGAAUCGUUCAUGGGUAUGUGGAAAAACUUGGGUUGAGUUCGAAUUUGUUCUUGAAAAAUACGAUUCUUCAUUUGUAUGGUUAUUGUGGUGAAUUUGAUGAUGCGUUGAAACUGUUCGAUAAAAUGUCUGAACGAGAUGUUGUGAGUUGGAAUAUAAUGAUAACUCAUUUGAUUAAGAGAGAUGAUAUUGAGAGAGCUUUUGAUUUGUUUUCACAAAUGGUUGUGAGAAAUUUGAGGUCUUGGACUUUGAUGAUUAGUGGUUUUGUUCAGUGUGGGAAACCUAAGGAAGCUGUUGAUUUGUUCUUUGAGUUUGAGAAAGUUGGGUUGGAACCUAAUGAGGUGACUGUUGUGGCUGUUCUUUCUGCUUGUGCUGAUUUGGGUGAUUUGAAUUUGGGUAGGAGGAUUCAUGAAUUCUCUAACAAAAGCGGGUUUGGAAGCAAUGUUCGGGUUUCGAAUACUCUUAUUGACAUGUUCAUCAAAUGUGGUUGUUUAGAGGAAGCUCGAGGCGUUUUUAAUGAGAUGAAAGAACGAACUGUUGUUUCGUGGUCGGCUAUGAUUCAAGGUCUUGCUAUACAUGGUAAAGCAGAGGAAGCUUUGAGAGUUUUCGAUGAGAUGAUUCGAGUUGGGAUGAAGCCGAAUUGGGUGACAUUUUUAGGGUUAUUACAUGCUUGUAGUCAUAUGGGAUUGGUUGAACAAGGAAGAGAGUUCUUUACUAGUAUGACUAGUGAUUAUGGCAUUGUUCCUAAGAUUGAGCAUUAUGGUUCAAUGGUUGAUUUGUUAAGCCGAGCAGGGUUGCUUCAAGAGGCGCGGGAAUUCAUCAAGAACAUGCCUAUAAAACCGAAUGGAGUAGUGUGGGGAGCUUUACUUGGUGGAUGUAAAGUUCAUAAGAACAUUGAAUUAGCUGAAGAAGCAAUUGAAAACCUUUCGGAAUUAGAUCCUUUUAAUGAUGGUUAUUAUGUUGUUUUAUCGAACAUUUAUGCAGAGGCCGAGAGGUGGGAAGAGGCUGCGCGAGUGAGGAAGUUGAUGAGAGACCGAGGAGUGAGGAAGACUCCCGGGGCAAGCUCAAUCACCGUGGAUGGAGUUGUCCACGAGUUUGUAGCCGGGGAUGAGAGCCAUCCCCAAGCUAAGAAGAUAUUCGAAACUUGGGACAAACUAGUUGAGAAAAUGAAGGUGAUGGGGUAUGUACCUAACACUUCUGUUGUGUUGCUUGACAUUGAAGAAACCGAAAAGGAGAGGUUUUUGUAUAGACAUAGUGAGAAACUUGCUGUGGUUUUCGGGUUGAUUAACACCCCGGCUAGAACACCGAUUAGGGUUAUGAAGAAUCUUCGAGUUUGUGAGGAUUGUCAUGAAGCUUUUAAAUUGAUCUCAACUAUUGGGAAUAGAGAGAUUGUUGUACGUGAUAGGAAUAGGUUCCAUUGUUUCAAAGAUGGUACUUGUUCAUGUAAAGAUUAUUGGUAGUGAGAGAAUUUUUCACUUGUGUUAAUUUCAAUUAUUUUUGUAAUAUUCUUUUUUAUUUUCUUUGAUGACAGGAGAAAAUUUUAUUAAUCAAAAC
Messenger RNA from Cannabis sativa, 2242 nucleotides. RefSeq names its product pentatricopeptide repeat-containing protein At5g66520-like. The record is from RefSeq and is a predicted model, not a curated record. NCBI's taxonomy places the organism in Eukaryota, Viridiplantae, Streptophyta, Magnoliopsida, Rosales, Cannabaceae. Gene Ontology annotation, molecular function: protein binding; RNA binding; zinc ion binding. The transcript has a single exon. The coding region runs from base 256 to 2148 and encodes 630 amino acids. Gene Ontology annotation, biological process: RNA modification.